Messenger RNA from Xenopus tropicalis (tropical clawed frog), 1758 nucleotides. RefSeq names its product vomeronasal type-2 receptor 26. The record is from RefSeq and is a predicted model, not a curated record. The coding region runs from base 1 to 1758 and encodes 585 amino acids. Gene Ontology annotation, molecular function: G protein-coupled receptor activity. Gene Ontology annotation, cellular component: plasma membrane; membrane. The transcript is spliced from 6 exons. Lineage: Eukaryota; Metazoa; Chordata; Amphibia; Anura; Pipidae. Gene Ontology annotation, biological process: G protein-coupled receptor signaling pathway.
AUGACUUUCCUGAAAGUGACUGGUAUACUGUAUGUUUUGGAUGAGCUAAAUCCAAGAAACUACCAGAACGUCUUGGCUUUUAUCUUUGCCGUCAAUGAGAUUAACAGAAAUCCCCAUCUUCUGCCCAAUAUCUCACUUGGCUUUCGCAUUGUUGAUGGUUGCUCAUGUGAAGAAAGAGCUGUAACUGGAAUGUUUGAUAUUUUAUCCGGAGGGAACACUCCAGUACCCAAUUUUCACUGCGGUUUCUUACAUAACCUGGCGGCCAUUGUUGAUGGUAUCUCCUCCAAAGUGACAAUCCUAUUGGCCCAAUUGCUUGGAAUCAGUAAAAUCCCACAGAUAAGCUACUCCACUUUGGACCCAGUACUAAGUGAUAAAGUUCGCUUUCCUUCUUUCUACCGAACGGUACCUAGUGAUAUAAUGCAGUACUUGGCCAUUGUUCAACUAGUUAAAUAUUUUUCCUGGUCGUGGGUUGGAAUCUUGGUUUCAGAUGAUGAGUCGGGCUUAAAGAUGAGCCAGCUUAAUAAAUAUAUGAAACAAGUGCGCUUUACAAACACUGCGGGGGCUAAAGUGUAUUUUGAUGAACACGGAGAUAUGCCGUUAGAGUUUGACAUCUUGAACUGGAUUGUCUACCCCAAUGAGACUCUUAAUGGCAUCAUUGUUGGAAGUUUUGCCUAUCAAAAUGGUUUCUUUAACUUGAAAAUGAAUGAGAGUUUAAUAAGGUGGAGCACAGCCUUUAAUCAGACUCCACAGUCAGCCUGCAGUGAAACCUGCACUACUGGAUACAGAAAGACUCCCAAAGCAGGUUAUCCAGCCUGUUGCUAUGACUGUAUCCCCUGCCCAGAGGGUGCGAUAUCCAACCAGACAGAUAUGGAAUUAUGUUUCCAGUGUCAAGAAAACCAAUGGCCCAAUACCAAAGGAAAUGCAUGUGUAUUUAAAGAAAUUAUUUACCUGUCAUAUGGUGAGCCACUGGGCAUGUCUCUGGCAUUGAUUUCAAUACUAUUCUUUCUUUUGACUUCUUUAACUUUGCUGAUUUUUACUAUAUACAGAAGCACAGCUAUUGUGAAAGCCAACAAUCGAGAUCUUAGCUACCUACUCCUCCUCUCCCUAAAGACCUGCUUUCUCUGCAACUUUAUUUUCAUGGGCCAUCCCAUCCAUAUGACCUGCAUUCUCAGACAAACAGUCUUUGGAGUCACCUUCUCCAUUUCUCUCUCUACCAUUUUGGCCAAGACUGUGACUGUUAUCAUUGCAUUCCAUGCUACCAAGCCAAGAACAAGACUAAGGACCUUUCUGGGACCCUAUGUUGCAUAUUUUAUUGUAAUAUUUUGUUCACUUAUUCAAGUUUUAAUAUCUGCCAGCUGGUUGGGAACCUACCCCCCUUUUCCACAAUAUAACAUGGUAGAUGAAGUUGGUAAGAUAAUAGCUGAAUGUAAUGAAGGAUCAAAGUUGGGAUUUUAUUCUGUCCUUGGGUUCAUGGGGCUUUUAGCCUGUAUCAGUUUUAUCAUUGCUUUCUUUGCUAGGAACUUGCCUGAUAAUUUCAACGAAGCCAAGUUAAUCACCUUCAGCAUGUUGGUUUUCUGCAGCGUGUGGGUCUCUUUUAUUCCAGCCUACAUGAGCACUAAAGGGAAAUAUGUUGUGGCAACAGAAAUAUUUGCAAUCAUUGCUUCAAGUAUGGCUUUAUUGGUCUGUAUAUUUAUUCCCAAGUGCUAUAUUAUACUUUUAAGACCUGAACGUAACACUAAAGUAUGUAUAAGAAAUUAG